CAACUGAUGAGAGCGUGGAAGUGUCCCAUCCAAGCCUAGAAAUAAAAAGAAAACUUUCCCAAAUGGAUUCCCGUGGAAUUAAGCGCUUGUUGUUUUCCUAUGUAUUAAUUAACGGUAUAUUUAUUACACUGCAAACUAAAGAAGGUAAGCGAAGGUCUUGACUACUUUUCAAACUUUGGCAACUAUUUGAAAUCAAAAUGUUCCUGUUGCAAGAAGUAUAUUCUCCUCUGCUCAGGUUGUGGGACCACGAGGAAGUGGAUGUUUAAAGCACAGGGCAAGAACAUGGGCUACUGAUACAAUUUCGCAACUUGUAGAAGUUUUUUAGUUUGUUGAUUUUGACCAGAAACUGUUUUUAAAUCAAUCCCUUAUACAUUUUCAGAUGUUCAAGUUUCGCCCGCAUUGGAUUAUCAGUAUCUACCCUCUUUAUCAAGAUGAGGGUGUGCUGAGAGCAAUCUUGCUACGUUAUAGAGUGCCACACUACCUGUUGGAAUUUUGAACUUUUAUAUUGUCUCUAGAUCAAUAAGAUUGCAGUAAGAUAUUGUGUGUACAUAUUAAAUAUAACACACAGUAGGCAAUAUGUUAGCAAUAGUAGUCUAUGCUACUGUGCCAUGUAGUUCUACACUCAAAUAAAAUGAUUAGAUCCGUUUUUAUUUUAAUAUUAAUAAGCAGAGGUUGUUUCGUUUUCCUUUAAAAAGGAAUUUAAAACUAUUUCACACUAGUGCAGUGCAAGUUAACAAUCUACAUAAGAGAGACUUGUGAAUAAUUAUCUGCAUGGCUGGGCUGAACAUUCAUGCCUGGUACCACUUAUUGCGCAGCACAGUUGAAUGAUGAUAAAGUUAGGAUAUUCCAUCUCAAGUUAAUGAUUACACCCUAAGCUUCCUUUUUAAUUGUAAAAGUCACUAACAUAGGCCUAUGUUUAAGCCUCACUUGAGGCAGUGUAGGGGAUUUAGACAUUUAAUCACUAUUCAUGGAGUAAGAUAUUAGAGUUCAAAUGAUAAUACCUAAUAGAAAGAAGCAAAUUAACUUCAAAAUGUACAUGUCCCAGCUCUCUGUGUAAGUCAAUCACAUUUUAGUAGGUCAAGACCUAUUUGGUUGAAUUUGACUUAAAUUGGACUUUUCCCCUGCGCAGAGGUGCUGUUGGAUAUGAGGGCAUCAGGGAGUGAGCUAGGCUGGCUGACCUGGCCCUAUGAACAAGGAUACAAGCAAGGGGUGAGUAUCCAUCCAUUAUUUCCAUUGCCCUGUCUCUAUACUCUUCUCUUUGGGGAAGUAUGGAUGGGGUAGCACAUAGUAUGCCAUGUCUGACUUUCUUACCUUCACACUACUUUAACAACUCUUAUUACAUUUACAUUUUAGUCAUUUAGCAGACACUCUUAUCCAGAGCGACUUACAGUUAGUGAGUGCGUGCUGUAACAUGGUGCUCAUGUACAAACGUUACUAAAAGUGUAACGUUCAAGUUGAAUAUGUGAAAUGAUCACAUUAUUCUAAUGGGGGUUGGGUUUUAGUGUGCAGCAUGUCUGGACUAUUCCAAGGGAGAUAAUGGCACCUAUAGCAAGUGUGGUAGAGAAUACUUGUGGCUUCAUGUGGUUUUAAGUCCCUCAUUUCAGAAUUGUAUGUAAGUGUGCAAUUGACUUAAAGUUUGGAGCAUAUUUACAUUUACAUUACAUUUUAGUCAUUUAGCAGACGCUCUUAUCCAGAGCGACUUACAGGAGCAAUUAGGGUUAAGUGCCUUGCUCAAGGGCACAUCGGCAGCAUAUGGUGCUUUUUGGGGAAAUUUAGAUGUAGCGAGUUAAGUUGGCUAUCUUUUUCUCAUAAGGAGAACAUAUGUUGUCUUUCAUCACAGUAAAACACAACAGAUUAUUGUUUUUUGCUAUCGUGUGCUUUUGUGUGGUAUGCGUGCUUGGGUCUAAUUUUGUGUAAUUUACAUUUGAGUGGUCAUUCAAAUCAAAUCAAAUGUGUCACAUACACGUGUUUAGCAGAUGUUAUUGCGGGUGUAGUGAAAUGCUUGUGCUUCUAGCUCUGACAGUGCAGUAAUAUCUAACAAGUAAUAUCUAACAAUUUCACAACAUAUACCCAAUACACACAAAUCUAGUAAGGAAUGGAAUUUAAGAAUAUAUACAUAUAUGGACAAGCAAUGACAGAGCGGCAUGGACUAAGAUACAGUAGAAUAUUAUAGAAUAGAAUACAGUAUAUACAUAUGAGAUGAGUAGUGCAAGAUAUGUAAACAUUAUUAAAGUGACUAGUGUUCCAUUUCUUAGGGUUAGGGUAGUAGUAGUAGUUUUAUGGAGGCGCUCGCUCUCCUGUUGCAUGCCCCCGUUUAUGUGAUGCCACACAGUCAGCCAACAAAGCACAUUCCUUUAAUUAAUAGCAGUGGUAACAUGCAGAGAGAACCACAGGCUCAGCCCCUGUGGGGACACAUGUAUUUCAGCAGCCACUAUUAAGCUGAUGCACGUUGAAGAUUUCUCACUAAAAUGUUGAACUUCUGUGGCAGCAAGAGUUGGAUACAUGGAUCAACAUCUGUUGCAUAAGAUCCCUCAUUGUUGACAGACCUCAGUUUAUUUCAAUGCUAUUGUCAAAAUCGGCUGGCUUCAUUCCUUCGCUAAGGCCUCGUCCUUUCUCGCCACUCUUAUGUCUUAAUAUGUUCCUUUGGGGUCUCCCUCACUCUCUCACAUGCUUUCACUUUGUCUCCAGGGUUCAAAUUACAGAAGUGCCGGGGGAGCUGGGAACUCGUAUAACAAAUUAAGGCACCACCAUUAGCAUUUUAAAGAUGUCAACAUGGGCAGUUGGGCACCCCCCAUAAUCAUUGAACAUUUUAACUUUGUUCCAGCCCACUAUUAGUAAUGUAUCCCCCAGAGUCCGUAUGUGACUGGAGCCCUGAUGGUCUGUCUGUGUGGUUGUUUCAGUGGGAGGUGGUCCAGAGGAGGCUGAAUGGCUCCCAGUUCUACACCUACUCUGUGUGUAACGUGGGCGAGCACGAGCAGGACAACUGGCUGCGCACCACCUUCAUCCAGCGGCGCCCGUCGGCCUCUCGCGUCUUCGUGGAGCUGCAGUUCAUUGUGCGUGACUGCAACUCAUUCGACGGCUCGUCGCUUACCUGCAAGGAGACCUUCAACCUGUUCUCCUCUGAGUCGGACGCCGACAUCGGCACCAACUUUCGCAAGGGCCAGUUCAAGAAGGUGGCCACCAUCGCGCCGGAUGAGAUCACCAGCCGCAACGAGCUGCGCAUCAACACAGAGACGCGGGUGGUAGAGAGCCUCAGCAGGAAAGGCUUCUACCUGGCCUUCCAGGACAUCGGGGCCUGUGUUGCGCUGCUCUCUGUCAGGGUCUACUACAAGACCUGCCCGGCCACCGUCAAGAGCCUGGCAGCCUUCCCCGAGACAGUGGCGGGUGGGGGGGUGAACCAGGCCCUGAGGGAAGUGGUGGGGGCCUGCAUGGAGGAACGCGGUGAG
Coregonus sp. 'balchen' is the source of this 3446-nucleotide messenger RNA. The record is from the annotation of a GenBank genome assembly. Lineage: Eukaryota; Metazoa; Chordata; Actinopteri; Salmoniformes; Salmonidae.